AUGAGCGAUAGAGGAGAGCAAAACUACAAUGGGCGGGAAUCCCGCCCUGCCUCCAGAGGUGGAAGUGCACAGAGAUCUGACAUAUUUGCCGCUUCUAGCUCCCGUUCCAGCUCCAGAUCUCAUUCCUCCUCCAGCUCCAGUUCCCGCUCGCGCCCCCGCUCCGGCUACUCCCGCUCCCGCUACCGCCCCCGUUACCGCUCUCGUGCUCCCUCUCGCUCUUCCUCUCGGCGAUCCCACAUCCCACCUCGCUCCCGCUCCCGUACUCGCCAGCAAUCCCGGGGCAGGUCUUACAGUCGUGAUCACCGUCAUUACCGUGAUCAUCAUGAUUAUGAUUAUCAUGGUUACCGAAGGCUCUAUAGAUAUAGUCAUUCUCUGGCCACCCGCAGACGUCACAUGGGGAAUCGGUGCAAUCCUAAUCCCAACUGUUGUCUCGGUAUAUUUGGUUUGAACCUGAGCACUACAGAAAGGCAUCUAAGGCAGAUAUUCUACAGAUUUGGCCCAAUUUCUGAGAUCUCCAUUGUUUAUGACCGCCACUGCGGGUGCUCCAGGGGGUAUGCUUUUGUGUAUUUUGAAAAUGUGCAUGAUGCCGUGGAAGCUAAAGAGCAUGUUGAUGGGAUGGAGCUUCAUGGGAGAAGGAUCAGAGUGGAUUUUUCUAUAACCAAAAGACCCCACUCUCCCACACCUGGAAUGUACUUGGGAAGACCUACUUACAACAGAUGCAUUCAUUACUAUUAUCCAGAAUAUGAUCGCAGAUACAGUGACUGGGACUCUUACAAUCGGUCCUAUAGAGAAGGAGGUGGAUUAGCAGCAUCAGGAAGUGGAGGAGGCUGGAGAUAUUGCCAAGAUCAGUUUUAUAUCUACAGAAGGAGAUCACGAUCUCCAUGUUGCUGCCGAAGGAGAUACCGAUCCUGUUCCAGAUGUGGCCACUAUUCUCAUCGCUUUUAA
Molecule: messenger RNA, 945 nt
Organism: Trichosurus vulpecula (common brushtail)
Lineage: Eukaryota; Metazoa; Chordata; Mammalia; Diprotodontia; Phalangeridae
Product: transformer-2 protein homolog beta-like
Exons: 2
Coding region: 1-945 (314 amino acids)
Biological process (GO): positive regulation of mRNA splicing, via spliceosome
Cellular component (GO): spliceosomal complex
Molecular function (GO): RNA binding
Source: RefSeq, a predicted model, not a curated record